Molecule: messenger RNA, 4875 nt
Organism: Melopsittacus undulatus (budgerigar)
Lineage: Eukaryota; Metazoa; Chordata; Aves; Psittaciformes; Psittaculidae
Gene: ENAH
Product: ENAH actin regulator
Exons: 15
Coding region: 189-1907 (572 amino acids)
Biological process (GO): axon guidance; actin polymerization-dependent cell motility; actin polymerization or depolymerization
Molecular function (GO): profilin binding; SH3 domain binding
Source: RefSeq, a predicted model, not a curated record
CCCGCGGUGGUGUGGCCCGGCCCGGCGGCGGAGGGAGCGGUGGAGACGGGCGGGGAGGUGCCGGCAGCCGCGGGUCUCGCUGACCGGUUGACGCGCCGGCCCCUGCGGAGCGCCCGACGAGCCGAGCCGGGGACGGAACGUGAGCGACCGAGGGAAGCGGGAGCGGCUCCCCGAGCCCGGGCAGCACCAUGAGUGAACAGAGUAUCUGCCAAGCACGGGCUGCUGUAAUGGUCUAUGAUGAUGCCAAUAAGAAAUGGGUACCAGCUGGUGGAUCAACUGGAUUCAGCAGAGUUCAUAUAUAUCAUCACACAGGCAACAACACAUUCAGAGUUGUGGGCAGGAAGAUUCAGGAUCAUCAGGUGGUAAUAAAUUGUGCCAUUCCGAAAGGGCUGAAGUACAAUCAGGCUACACAGACCUUCCACCAGUGGCGUGACGCUAGGCAGGUGUAUGGUCUGAAUUUUGGCAGCAAAGAAGAUGCCAAUGUCUUCGCAAGUGCCAUGAUGCAUGCCUUAGAAGUAUUAAAUUCACAGGAAGCUGGUCCUACAUUGCCUCGACAGAAUUCACAGCUUCCUUCUCAAGUACAAAAUGGUCCAUCACAAGAAGAAUUGGAAAUCCAGAGGAGACAGUUGCAAGAGCAACAGAGGCAGAAGGAGCUGGAACGGGAGAGGCUGGAUCGUGAACGAAUGGAACGGGAGAGGCUGGAGAGAGAGAGGCUAGAAAGGGAAAGACUUGAAAGAGAGCGCCUAGAACAGGAGCAACUGGAGAGAGAACGGCAAGAAAGGGAACGGCAAGAGCGCCUAGAAAGGGAGAGACAAGAGAAGGAAAGGCAGGAUCGAGAGAGACUUGAACGACUUGAACGGGAAAGGCAAGAAAGAGAACGGCAAGAACAGUUGGAAAGGGAACAGUUGGAAUGGGAAAGAGAGAGAAGAAUUUCAAAUGCUGCUACCCCUGCCUCUGUUGAGAACUCUCUAAACUCUGUGCUGGGAGACUCCUCUGCUUCUGAGCCAGUCUUGCAGGCAGCCUCUCAGCCGAUUGAACCUACGACCCAGCAGGGUGUUGUCCAAGGACCACCUGCACCUCCUCCCCCACCACCCCUGCCCCCUGGCCCAGCUCAGUCUUCAGUAGCAGCCCCACCUCCUCCUGGCCCACCACCACCACCUCCACUUCCACCUUCGGGGCCUCCACCACCGCCGCCACCACCUCCUCCACUUCCUAGCCAAGCUCCUUCUGUUCCCCUUCCACCUCCUGCUCCCCCUCUUCCUGCCUCUGGAUUUUCAGUGGGAUUCGUGUCUGAAGAAAAUCGCCCUUUAACUGGACUAGCAGCUGCACUCGCUGGAGCCAAACUUAGGAAAGUCUCACGGGGUGAAGACUCCUCCAGUUCAAGUGGAGGAGGAGGAGGCUCUGCUUCAUCUAAAACAGAUAGUGGCCGUGGAAAUGGACCACUUCCCUUGGGAGGCAGUGGAUUGAUGGAAGAAAUGAGUGCCCUGCUGGCCAGGAGGAGAAGAAUUGCUGAAAAGGGAUCAACAGAACCAGAGCAGAAAGAAGAUAAAACUGAAGAAUCAGAGUCUUCAACUUCUAAGGUUUCUUCAACAAGCACACCUGAACUAACAAGAAAGCCUUGGGAAAGGACAAAUACAGUGAAUGGAAGCAAGUCGCCUGUUAUCUCCAGACGGGAAUCUCCGUGGAAAAAUCUGCUUGCUUCUGAAAACAGGUUCUAUGAUUCAUUAAACAGACCAAAAUCUACACCAGCGGGGCAACCCAGUGCCAAUGGAGUACAGACAGAAGGUCUAGAUUAUGACAGAUUGAAGCAGGACAUUCUAGAUGAAAUGAGGAAGGAGUUAACGAAAUUAAAGGAAGAACUCAUUGAUGCUAUCAGGCAGGAACUCAGCAAGUCGAAUACUGCAUAGAAAGACUAGUACUAAGCCGAUGUGACUCUUUAACUUGGUAUAAAACUGACUACGUUUUGUGAACUGUUAGAAGAAAACGGAGACAGACAGACACUUGGAAGGAGGGAGAAAACAACCUAUUCUGAAAGCUUCAGACACAUCACUCGGGUGAUAUGCUAUUCCCCUCCUAGUUUGCAGCUUUUUUCUGACCUUUACAGCAGGGUGGAAAAGACUCUUAACGUUACUGUAAUGAUUAUGCAGAAAUUCCUACACCUAUCAGACAAGAUCACAGUGCUUUGAAGUCUACUCAUGUCAAGAUAAAGUUGCACAUGUUUCAGAAUUUGUUGUUAAGACAAAAACAAAAACAGGGAAAAGCAUGGGAAGGCUUUUCAGAGAGGUUUUCUUUGUUAAUGAAGGAGUUAGCAAGUUAUACUGUUGUGUUUCAAAUGUAUCUCAGGUUUGUCUUCCUAUCAUAUCUGAUACUUCCAUGCAUAAUUUACAAGAUCAGAUGUGUAGAAGUUCAGUUCACGAAACAUGGAACAAUUAGAAAUGCGUGCUUUUAAAGGGCAAUACUUGUAAGUGAAUGACCUAGACAGUGAUGACGUAUCAAGAUUUGGGAAUUUUAUGAUAGGAAGCCUCUCUAGUUAGCCUUCAUGCAGUUUUAUAGGAAAAUGAAAAAAAGCAAAUACAGUCCAGAGUUUAAAGAUGUAGAUGCCUUCCUACAUUGUUACGAUGCUUUACCAAAUCUAAGACUUCGACAUAAUGCGAAUCAGCAGUCAAAUGUAAAUCAUUAGUAUGUUGUAGAUUUACGGUAGAUUUUGGGGCUUUUUUUAGAUUUAUGCAUGUGGACAUUUUUGUAAUGUAACACAACACAGCCAGCUUUUUAAUUAAAAGAAAAAUUGCAUGUCACAGAGUAGCCUUUUCAUUUGUAAGGCUUAAUUUAUGCCCAGAAAGAUGUGGGAUGAGGGAGGGGGAAGGUGACACAUUUUUAUUACUUUCUACACUUUUUCUUCAUCUUACAUGCAUGUGUAAUAAUGAGGGAAAACACUACUUUUAUCAGUAACCAUGUUAAUGGAACCAGGUACUUAAUCCUUUUGUAUCUUUUUCAGUUUUCUAUUUGAAAUUCAGUAAUACUUCCAUAAUGGUUCUUAAACUCCCAUGUGAACCGAACUCAUUUCUCGGUGAGAGAACAAAUGUGUAAGCAUCUGACUUUACUGAGGAUGCCCCUGUGUAAGUGCGUUGUCCUUUACCUUUUUACCAUGACCCUCUGCUUCACUCUUUUCUGAGAAUCCUCGUUUGGGUGUUUAAUGGAACAGGGCAGCAGUUAGUUACCUUAGAAUGACAGAGCAUCACGUCACAGCAAAUGUCCCCUUCUCCUCCUCAUUUAUCUGCCACCCUCCUUCCAAAAAAUCCAAAACCAACAAAAGACCCCACAGCUCCACACAACCCAGCCUCUGAAACAAAUAGCAACUGUAUGCUGUUGGUUUCAGUCAGCAAUUUGAGAAUCGCUAUUAGGGGAGAUGGUAUCUUCUGGUUUCACAGGGUUUUCAGACUUUAUGCUGGUAAACUUUAAUUUUUUAAUUUCUUUAAUGUGAUACAAUUCAGUGGAAUAGAAAUUCCAUGAAUUGGAUCUGUAGUGCUUCAGACAAAGAACAUGGAUCAAAAUCUUCCCUUUUUCCUUUGCACUGUCAGUUUUCCUGAGCCGUUAACAGUGCCACGUUUGCUUUGGGGUCUGUGCUGGUCCAAAAGAGAAGUUUAUUUACAACUUUUGGAGAAUAAUGUUUCAGCUUAAAAGUUAUAUGCAGCUCCAUUCAUAAGACCAAUGCUUUCAGUGACAUACUGUCUUAAGUGCUGAACACCAAAGCAAAACAGCACUUAGAGCUUUGGAAAGGCUUUGAUGAGAAAUUUUUCUACAAUUCAAACAUUUCCUGUUUCUGAAGGUUCAAAUUCUAAGAGAAGACUCCAGUGGAAAUAGACAAAAACAUUUUCCUGCAUGCAUUUAUUGAAGGCAUUAGAAACCAACUCUGUAGUAAGCUUGUCAAGUACUGUUUUUCUCAAAACAAGAGGAGGCAUUUUCAUCUUUGUUGAUGUAAGUUUUUGUUUUAUGCGGACUUUUUGUGCAUUGAGGAUGUUUACCGUUGUCAGAAAUCAUGUUUGAUUUGUUUCUAGGAGAGUUCAGGAGUAGCAUAGUGGAAUAGUGUGAAUGGGUAUAAAGUGGUCCAAAACUAAAGGCUGAACUACUAGAUUGUGCAAGGAACUGGCUUAUGCACUAAACGUUUUGUGCCUUGGUCUACAAUUAACAUGAUUUCUGUUUAAAAGAAAAAGGAACAGAUAAUGUCUUUCGUGCUGCUUCUACAUACACACUUUCUGUAAUCCCAAACGCCGAAUUGGUUCUUUCCAGGAAAUUGGAUUGAAUUAAAGAUUACUGUAGACAUUUCCUGUCCUACUGACAGUUGCACCGUUUCCAGAGAUUUCAGUAUUGAAAAUGAACUGCAGAAGCUGAGGUUAUUUUGCUUGCUGCUGAGUUCUUUAAAAACCAUAUUGUGGUGGUUCUGUGCUUUUGUACACUGGAUGUCUUAAGCUGAGGGCAGUUUAAGGGAUCCUUUCUAAUGCCAGGAAGGCGUUGCUUUCCUCAACACUGUGAUCUGACCUGUGAUAAACCUGCACUAUAGACAAGUGGCUACCAAGUCAACUGCAAACCAACUGAAUGUAAAACUCUUAGUGCUGGUGCUGAAAUCUCUUCCGAUAGUCAUAAUGAUUUCCAGUUCAUUGUUUUCGAAAGUUAACGAGCACCAAGUGUCAAUCAAAGACUGAAGAUGAUCACUAAUGAAUGUUGACUUUUCAUACACUUAGGUUUACCUUCUUUUUAGUUUCUCAGUUCAUUCUCUGCUAUUUUUAUCAUAUUGUGUCAUUUUAAAUUUCUUACAUGCUAACGUUUUGUUUGAGCGAAUGAAAUAAAAUUGCAAUAUAUACAUGUUGCCACCAUUUA